This is a messenger RNA of Cynara cardunculus var. scolymus (artichoke), 3589 nucleotides long. RefSeq names its product F-box/LRR-repeat protein 15-like. Bases 447 to 3407 code for a protein of 986 amino acids. Lineage: Eukaryota; Viridiplantae; Streptophyta; Magnoliopsida; Asterales; Asteraceae. Gene Ontology annotation, molecular function: protein binding. The record is from RefSeq and is a predicted model, not a curated record. The transcript is spliced from 17 exons.
UAUUCGGGAGUAUUCCCUUUUGGAUUCCAUCAGUAUUCCUUCCCAGCAACGUACCCGAAAUCUCCGUAGAAAGUAACGAGGUUUUCACUUUCUCUCCCACAGAGAAAGAAAGCGAGGGAUUCAACCUUUUUAUACAUUUGUCUCCGCCGAUCAACCACCACCAGAGGAAGAUCCGAUCCGAUCCGAUCUGAUCUCACCUCAUCUCUUGUUACACCUUCUCUGUGUGUUUUGAUUGAUUGCAUUUCUCCAUUUCUGUAGCAAAUUUCAAAUUUCUUGAUGGAACGAUUGAAGUGAAUCCGUCUUCGUUGUUGCAAUGCGAAUUCUAUGGUUUUGUAGGGUUUAGGUUAAUUCUGCAAUAAAUUUGGAUUAUCCUAGAAAAGCGUGUGAGAUCUUAACCUAGGGUUUUAUAAAUAAAAGCCGCAUCUCUGGGGCUUCUUCGGUUGUGCAUGAAGAUUUGGUGCUGUUUAUGCUUCGGCGAAGAAGAAGAAGAAGAAGAAUAUAAGAAGACAGAGAUGAUGAGAGAGAGGGAGGGCAUUUUUGGAAAUCUUGAUUGUGAUGAGGCUAAGUCGGAAGAAAUAGGAAAUGAUGAGGAAUUAGGGUCUGGGAACCCGAUGGAUGAAGAUGAUGGAGCAAAGUUUCGGUUGCAGCUAGGGGAGGGUACUUCUAAAACUAGUGCUGAAGGUAGUACCGUGGAGGUCAAUUUGAAUUUGAGUUUGGGAGGAGAGCCUUCGUCUUCAUCAGCUGUGGCUGUGCUUGAAAGAGAUGGUCUGGAUCGUGAUACCCACAGUAAACGUCCCAAAGUUCAUUCUCUUGCGCUGGAUUGUGAUAGCUUUCUUCUAUCUGCGGCUUUUCAAGAGAGUGAUCCCUUUAGUCUGAUCGGGAAAGAGUAUGAGAGAAUGCAUAAUACAUCAGCUCCCUUCCUUUGUUCAGUAUCUGAUGACGAUGGAAAUCCUUUCACGUCCAAUAGUUGGAGAAUGGAGGAAGAUGAAGAUGUAGUGUCAGAUAUGGAUGAUCGAGAAAUUCGAAUGGAUCUUACUGAUGACUUGUUGCAUAUGGUUUUUUCUUUCCUGGACCACAUUAAUCUUUGUAGAGCAGCUAAGGUUUGCAGGCAAUGGCGCAUAGCCAGUGCACAUGAAGAUUUCUGGAGGUUCUUAAACUUUGAGAACCGGAACAUAUCUCCACAACAAUUUGAAGAUAUGUGUCAUCGAUAUCCAAAUGCUACUCAAGUAAACAUUAAUGGUUCGCCUGCUAUUCAUACACUUGUAAUGCAAGCGAUUUCUUCAUUAAGGAAUCUUGAGUUCUUAACUUUGGGCAAAGGACAGUUAGGGGAGACAUUUUUCCAAGCUUUAACUGAUUGCACUAUGUUAAAGAGUUUAAUUGUGACUGAUGCUAUUCUUGGUAAUGGUAUUCAGGAGAUACCCAUAUACCAUGAUAGUUUGCGUCACAUUCAAAUUGUAAAAUGCCGUGUGGUCCGUAUAUCUGUCAGGUGUCCCCAACUUCAGACUUUGUCAUUGAAGCGAAGUAGCAUGGCACAUGCUGUGCUGAACUGCCCUCUUCUCCGUGAUCUCGAUAUAGCAUCUUGUCAUAAGCUCCUAGAUGCUGCAAUUCGCUCAGCAGUGACAUCAUGCCCUCUCUUAGAGUCCUUGGACAUGUCAAACUGUUCUUGUGUUAGUGAUGAAACACUGCGUGAAAUUUCCUUAACUUGUGGCAAUCUUCAUAUUCUGAAUGCAUCAUACUGUCCAAACAUUUCCCUUGAGUCUGUGAGAUUGCCAAUGCUGACGGUUCUCAAGCUACAUAGUUGUGAAGGCAUAACUUCUGCGUCUAUGGCUGCCAUAUCUCAUAGUUAUAUGUUGGAGAUUUUGGAGCUUGAUAAUUGUAGUUUACUGACAUCAGUCUUCUUGGACCUUCCUCGCUUGCAGAAUAUUAGACUUGUACACUGUCGCAAGUUUGUGGACUUAAGUUUGAGGAGUGUGGUGUUAUCAUCCAUUAAAGUUUCUAACUGCCCUUCACUUCAGCGAAUCAACAUUGUAUCGAACUCACUGCAAAAACUAAUUUUGCAAAAACAGGAAAGCUUAACUUCCUUAGAGCUGCAGUGUCAGUGUUUACAAGAAGUUGACCUGACAGACUGUGAAUCUUUGACAAAUUCGAUCUGUGAAGUUUUUAGUGAUGGCAGUGGAUGCCCCAUGCUCAAAUCGUUGAUUCUUGACAACUGUGAGAGCUUGACAGCGGUGGAAUUCUCUAGCAAUUCUUUAACGAGUCUUUCCCUUGCUGGUUGCCGUGCUAUUACGUCUCUCGAACUAACUUGCCCUUAUCUGGAGCAAGUCUCUUUGGAUGGAUGUGAUCAUCUUGAAAGAGCGAUGUUCAGUCCAGUUGGUCUUCGAUCUCUUAAUUUGGGAAUAUGUCCCAAACUAAAUGCACUCAAGAUUGAAGCACCAGCUAUGGUGUUGCUUGAACUGAAGGGGUGUGGUGUCCUAUCAGAAGCAUUAAUAAAUUGCCCCCUAUUGACAUCUCUGGAUGCUUCCUUUUGCAGCCAACUGAAGGAUGACUGCUUAUCUGCAACUACUGCUUCAUGUCCCCUCAUUGAGUCACUAAUUUUGAUGUCAUGCCCAUCUGUUGGUUCAGAUGGACUGUUAUCUCUGCGCUGGCUUCCUAAUUUGACGUCACUUGAUCUUUCCUACACUUUCUUAACGAACUUGCAGCCUGUAUUUGAUUCAUGUUUGCAAUUAAAGGUUUUGAAAUUGCAAGCAUGCAAGUAUCUCACGGACUCAUCACUAGAACCUCUAUACAAAGAUGGUGCUCUCCCUACUCUCCGUGAAUUAGACUUGUCAUAUGGGAGCUUGUGCCAGGCUUCCAUAGAGGAGCUUCUUGCUUGCUGUACCCAUUUAACUCACGUCAGUUUGAAUGGGUGCGUGAAUAUGCAUGACCUAAAUUGGAGUUUUGGCGAUGAUCGUGUGCAUGUAUCCAGCAUGCCUUCUGAAGGUGAGCCACCCUUGCAUGCUGAACAACCUCAACGUUUGCUACAAAAUCUCAACUGUGUUGGUUGUCCAAAUAUCAAGAAAGUACUCAUCCCUUCGGUGGCACGUUUUUCCCAUCUAUCAUCAUUAAACAUUUCAUUAUCUGCAAACUUGAAAGAAGUUGAUGUGGCCUGUUAUAAUUUGUGCUUUCUCAAUCUAAGCAAUUGCAGCUCAUUGGAAAUCUUGAAACUUGACUGUCCAAGAUUAACUAGCCUUUUUCUGCAGUCUUGCAAUAUUAGUGAAGAAGCAGUUGAAUCUGCCAUAUCACAGUGUAACAUGCUGGAGACUCUGGACGUCCGUUUUUGUCAAAAGAUAAGCCCGGCAAGCAUGGGAAGAUUACGAGCCGCCUGCCCUAGCUUGAAACGCAUAUUCAGCAGCCUCGUGCCGAUUUGAUAACAUAUAUCUGGAAGAAUUCUCUCAAAACAUUUCUAUAUGUUAAAUUAUCGUCUGUUUGUUCAAGUUUAUGUUUCUGUUUUUAAGGGUGUAUAAAAGGUUUGAUGUGAUGGAUUGUAGAGUGUAAUAAACGGUUUUCAUUUUGACAAAACUAUGUAUCAUAAAUACCAAAAGGUUUCAUU